AUAAGAUGUCGUCACAAGAGCCCACCAAAAAGCUGCUCAAGGGCAUAGCAGACCUACAUGGAAGCAGUAAAUAUUCCGACCUCAUUAUCACCUGUGGUACCGACACAUACAAUGUCAACAAAGCUAUUGUCUGUCCCCAGUCUGAGUUCUUCCGCCUCGCCUGCGACAGCAAAUUCAAGGAGGGCAAGACUGGCAUCAUUGAAAUCCCUGCUCGCAACAAGGAGGAUGAUCAGGAUGGAGUCGACUGGGAUGCCGAUGCAGAAGACCCCGAGGCUCUCAAGCACAUGAUUCACUACUUCUACCACAUGGAUUACCUUGAAGCCGAGUCUGUCAAAGUGAGGAAAUGGAAACCUGUCAAGCACUACGACGACUACGAGAUCUCAGACGGCAUCUUGGUCUACCACGCAAUGCUCUACGCCAUGGGCGACAAGUACGGCAUCCCCGGUCUCAAAGAUCUCUCCCGUAGCAAGUUCCAGGACACCUUGAAGUACAGUGCGGCUGGAUAUGCCAAGGCUAUCAAGAUCGCAUUUACCAGCACCCCUGAGUCAGACAAAGGCCUUCGUCAUAUCAUCAUCAGGAACCUGAGCGUUCACCGGGAGUGGAUCCAGCUGGCACCCGUGAUGGAAGCGAGUGUUCAAUGCUUUCCUGACUUGUUGUACGCUCUGUUGCUCUACCAACUCGGACUUUGGGAUUGCCUUGCAGGAAGACGUGACAAACCUAAGUACAAACGAGCGUUUGAGCACCGACUCAAAGCAGAUAUUGAUACCUCGAUCGCGCUUCAUCUAUAUCAGUUGUUGGCAAACGUCUGGCCUCCCAGUAUCAUCCACCCUCCAUUUGGACUGCGCUUUACCAACCACCAAAUCAGCCUUCCUUACAACAUGGUUGCGGAAAAAGCUCUACAGACGUUGCUCAAGGACCUCACGAUCACUUGCGGAUCUGACGCCUACAAAGUCCACAAAGCCAUUAUAUGCUCCCAGUCCGAGUUCUUCGACCUCGCAUGCCGUAAACACACCGACGCUGGCGGCGAGUUCGAGGAAGCUCAGUCCGGCAUCGUCGAUAUACCCAGCCGCAAUGCUGGUACUGAUGCCAACACCACUGAACUUGAGGACUCCAGAUGGAACGCAGAUGUCGAGGAUCCCAAGUGUGUCAAGCUCAUGAUCCACUACUUCUACCACCUGGACUACCUCGAGAUCGAAACUGCCAAGCUCAAGGAAAAGACCCGUCUCGAGGAGGAAUACCAAGAAGCCUACGAACACACCAGUGAAGGAUUCGCCAACUCGAUGAUUGUCAUCUACACCAGCACCAUCGACAAUGACAUGGAAUUGCGCAACGUCAUCAUCGAGGUUCUGAACAAUGACAUGACCAACCUCAUGAGCAAGCCAAAGAUCUAUCAGGAUGUCAAGGAGCUUCCUCUGCUCUCGCAUGCUCUUUUGCUCAAG
Molecule: messenger RNA, 1439 nt
Organism: Aureobasidium vineae
Lineage: Eukaryota; Fungi; Ascomycota; Dothideomycetes; Dothideales; Saccotheciaceae
Source: the annotation of a GenBank genome assembly